Molecule: messenger RNA, 3552 nt
Organism: Naegleria fowleri
Lineage: Eukaryota; Heterolobosea; Eutetramitea; Acrasida; Naegleriidae
Exons: 1
Coding region: 1-3552 (1183 amino acids)
Biological process (GO): ribosome biogenesis
Cellular component (GO): nucleus
Molecular function (GO): nucleic acid binding; ATP binding
Source: RefSeq, a predicted model, not a curated record
AUGUCUUCGAUUCAAAUUGCUGGCAUGCUCUUCGAUGAUGAAGACAAAUCUCAUCCAUCCAAUAACAAUAAUAAUCAAUCAUCAUCCUCCUCCUCCUCGAAUGCCUCUCAUCAAAAGAGGAGAACACUCGAUUCCUUCAUUGAUGAUAAAACAAAGAAAGAAAUUGAUCAGAAAUCAAAACUCUUCCUCGAAGGAGGAAUUGCAAUGGCCAUGAGAAGCAAAUCUCUCAAUCGGAAUAGUAAUAACAAUAAUCAAAGAGGUAACUCCUCAUUCAACAAGUCAAAAGGCCUCAAAAUAGAACCUUCACGACCAUCCACUACUACUACUACGACAAUGACCACCACCAAUACCACCAAUACCACUCUCGAUUCCCACAGCAUCAGUAACAACAACACCAUCACCACCACUCCAAUCAUUAGCAAGAGAAGACUCAAUCAGCCAUCCUCCUCAAAGAAUGAUCUUUCCACAGAAGAAAACUCGAAUACCUUUUCAGCUCUCAUCAAUCCAGAUCUCUUCAGCAAUGAAGAUAUUGAAACCUCCAACAGGUUAUGCCCAAUUCUCAUCUCCACUCUCACCAAAUCCAUGAAUUUGAAACAUUUAACAAAAAUUCAAUCAAGAGCCAUGAAUCCCAUUCUUGCCAAAUCCAAUGUCUUGAUGAAAUCUGAAACUGGAAGUGGUAAAACUUUGGCUUAUCUCAUUCCAAUCAUUCAAAUGCUUUAUGAACAUUCAUUACAACAUAAAAUUACACGUGAAGAUGGAACAUUUGCAAUCAUUAUGGCUCCAACCAGAGAACUUUGUCUUCAAGUAGAUAAAGUAUUGAAAAAGAUUACUUGUAAUUUACCAUAUUUAGUAUGUGGUGGAAUUAUGGGAGGUGAAAAGAGAAAGAGUGAAAAAGAAAGACUUCGAAAAGGUAUUACGAUUCUAGUCGCUACACCUGGUAGAUUGGAAGACCAUCUCAAAAGUACUCAAUCCUUUAAAUGUGAUCAAUUGAAAUAUCUAAUUUUGGAUGAAGCAGAUAUUUUACUUGAUUUUGGAUUUGAACAAAAAGUCAAAAAUAUUUAUAACAUGAUUAUUGAAAGAAAAUUGAAUUCACCAACAAAUUCACAAACUCGUGAGGAUAUUUCAAAUUCUAUUCAAAAGAUUCUUGUGAGUGCUACUUUGCAUUCAAAAAUUCAAACACUUGCACAAAAUAUUGAUAUUGUGAAUGCACUCUAUGUUGGAUAUGGAAGUAAUGGAGAAUUUAUUGAAAAGAAUUUCAAUCUCUUGACCGACAAGUUACCAUCCAAUGUAUUUACCAUUCCAGCUCAUUUAACUCAAUAUUACAUGAUUGUACCUUCACAAUUUCGAUUAGUCAUGUUGGCUGGAUUUUUGAGAGAAAAAACAAUGAAUGAAAGAUCAAUGGGUGAAAGAUCAAAUAAUGAUGAUUCUUCUGGAAAGAUUAUUGUGUUUUUAUCAUGUUGUGAUUCUGUUGAAUUUCAUUAUCAUUUCUUUACCUAUUUCCAAACUCGAUAUAAAUUUAUGAGAGAAUAUGUCACUAGUACUUUUAAAAAGAAGAAACAAGCACACUCUCAAGAUGUUGAUGAUUUUGAGAAUACUCCAGCAGAGAAUACUCCACUCGACCACAGCACUCUCUAUCGACAAGCAGUGAAAUAUGAAAAUGGUGAACCUUUGAUUCGAGUUCCAAUUUUCAAACUUCACGGAGAUAUUGACCAAAAAGAGAGAACACUCAUUUACAAACAAUUUAGUGAAUCCAAAGAAGGUAUUCUCUUUUGUACCGAUGUUGCUGCACGUGGUUUAGAUUUACCUUCAGUGAAAUGGAUUGUUCAAUAUGAUCCUCCUGGAAAUCCAAAAGAAUAUUUACAUCGAAUUGGUCGAACUGCUCGAAUGGGAGUUCAAGGAAAUGCAAUCAUGUUUUUACAUCCACAUGAAGAACUUUAUAAGAAACUUUUAGAAAAAUACAAAUUGAAAAUUCAUGAAAUGAAAGGAGAACAGUGUUUGGAAAGUAUUAUUUUGAGUUUUAGAAGAAAAUCAAUGAGAGAUCCAAUUGAAGCAGCUUCAUGGUUGCAAAAUAUAUUUGAAGAAGAAAUGAGUAAGGCUGGAAAGGAGAAUACUGAAAUUUAUUCAUUGGCUGUCAAUUCCUAUUUUAGUUAUAUCAAAUAUUAUAGUACUCAUGGAAGUGAUGUCAAGUAUAUUUUCCAUCCCAAUAAUUUACAUUUGGGUCAUGUCGCUAAAUCCUUUGCAUUGAAAGAUUCACCUUCAAAAAUCAAACAACGUCAAUUAACGUUGGGUGUGAAACCUUUGAGUGUGAAAAAACAAGAAUUGGAAAAAGUCUAUGCCAUGAAAGAUCAAUUACCCAAACGUGAAUUUUUGAAGCGAUUGAAAGAUGUGAAGGGAAGUUCUUCCAUCAAGUCCACCCAGAGUAGUAGUGAAGAUAAAAAGAGAAAGAGAGGAGCAAUUAGUAAUGGUGGUGAGAGUGAUGAUGAUGCAAGUGAAUCAUCCGAUCACUCAGAUCAUGAAAAGGGUUAUGAAAGUUUCUCGGAUGAUGAACACGAUGAUGAUGAAAUGGAUCUUGGUGAGGAGUCCAACAGCAGCAGUACUACCACUACCACUACCACUACCACCACUACUACUACUACUACUACUACUUUUGAAAAGACAACUCCGCCUUCCACCAACUCUGUUUCGAGUCGUCCCGCCACUUUGACUACGGGAAGUUCAAAAAUGCGAAUUCGAGCAUUGAAGAAUGGAACACCUUCGACAGAAAGUGUUGGUGUCAUACCAAUACCACUACCUCCUCCAGUUUCUCCUCAGACUACUACUACUGCCACUAGGACAGCACCUCUUUCAUUUGGAAAGCCAGCAAACAGUGAUGGUACAGAAGUGAGUGUGAAUACCAAUGCUUGUUGGAAUUUCAGUAAUAGAAGUGGUAGUAGUAGUACCACCAGUGCAGGAGGAGGAGUUGAGCAAGACAAGGAACAUCCACUACAGAAAAAGACCUUAUCCUCAAUGAUCAAUUCCAACACCUCUCAACUAGCACCACAAGGUCUCACUCCUCUUCAAUUACGUCAAUCUGAAUUGAAAAAGAAGAAACUCACACCCAAUGAACGUAUGAAACUUUAUCGUGAUUUUGAAAAGGGUAAAAUUCAACCCUCUCGACCUAAAAUUAUCAUUCCAGAAGGUUUAAGAAAGAAUCAAAAACACAAAAACAAACAAAUACUCUCUGAAUUGACAUCAGAUGCUCAAAGUAGUGAAAGUGCUGGUGGUGUUUCCUUUGAUGAGAGUCGAGUGGUUCAUAAACCACUCUCUGAAUAUUCACAAUUAUUGAGUCGAUAUGCCACUGAUGGAGAUGGAACUGCAAGAAUGAUGAUGAAUACCAUGAGUGAAUUUGAUUCAAGUGUUUCUGCAAAUAAUGUUGGAAGAAUUAAUCAUCAUCAUGAACAACAACAUAAAUCAACCUAUCCUCGAGGAGGAGGAGGAGGAAAUAAGAGUGGUGGUGGUGGUGGUGGUUCCUUCCAAAAGAAAAAGAGAAAAUUGAAUCAAAUGUUUCCAUAG